This is a messenger RNA of Oncorhynchus kisutch (coho salmon), 1796 nucleotides long. Its product is annotated as probable ATP-dependent RNA helicase DDX47. The transcript is spliced from 11 exons. Gene Ontology annotation, molecular function: nucleic acid binding; ATP binding; RNA helicase activity. Bases 71 to 1531 code for a protein of 486 amino acids. NCBI's taxonomy places the organism in Eukaryota, Metazoa, Chordata, Actinopteri, Salmoniformes, Salmonidae. Gene Ontology annotation, cellular component: cytosol. The record is from RefSeq and is a predicted model, not a curated record.
UCCUAGCAUGACAUCUUAUCCAUUUCCGUACAUGCGCACUUUAGCGUAGACCGCACGUUGGCAAACAAGCAUGGCGGACGACUCGAAGAAAAGUGUUGAGAUAAAAACAGAUGACGCAAAGGAUGAAGAUUCGAGUAAUGAUGAUAACAGUAACGUUAAUAUCGCUGAAAAUGAUGAACAAUUGAAGACCUUCAAGGAUCUGGGUGUAACUGAAGUGCUGUGUGAAGCUUGUGAACAGUUGGGAUGGAAGACUCCUACAAAGAUCCAGAUAGAGGCCAUACCUGUAGCCUUACAAGGAAAGGAUGUAAUUGGCUUGGCAGAGACCGGCUCAGGGAAGACCGGUGCGUUUGCUCUGCCCAUCCUGCAGUCACUCCUCGCUUCCGCUCAGAGGCUGCAUACACUCAUACUCACCCCCACCAGAGAGCUGGCUUUCCAGAUAGCAGAACAGUUUGAGGCCCUGGGCUCCAGCAUCGGAGUCAAGACCGCUGUUAUCGUUGGAGGAAUUGACAUGAUGUCCCAAUCCCUGGUCCUGGCCAAGAAACCUCACAUUGUCAUUGCCACCCCCGGGCGGUUGAUAGACCACUUAGAGAACACCAAAGGCUUCUCGCUGCGAGCGCUGAAGUUCCUGGUGAUGGAUGAGGCAGACCGGAUCCUCAACAUGGACUUUGAGACCGAGGUGGACAAGAUCCUAAAGGUUAUUCCCAGAGACAGACGCACGUUUCUCUUUUCUGCCACCAUGACCAAAAAGGUCGCCAAGCUGCAGAGAGCAGCUCUGAAGGAUCCAGUUAAAUGUGCCGUUAACACCAAAUACUCAACAGUAGAAAAACUUCAGCAGUACUAUGUCUUCAUACCCUCCAAAUACAAGGAUUGUUACCUGGUGUCCAUCAUCAACGAGCUGGCUGGGAACUCCUUCAUGAUCUUCUGCAGUACGUGUAACAAUGCCCAGCGUGUGGCACUGCUGCUUAGGAACUUGGGCAUCACUGCCAUCCCCCUGCAUGGGCAGAUGAGUCAGAACAAACGUCUGGGGUCGCUGAACAAGUUCAAGUCUAAGUCUCGCUCUGUGUUGCUGGCGACGGACGUGGCAUCAAGAGGACUGGACAUUCCACAUGUAGACUGUGUUAUUAACUACGACAUCCCAACCCACUCAAAGGACUACAUCCACAGAGUGGGGCGAACCGCCAGAGCAGGACGGUCUGGAAAAUCCAUCACAUUUGUCACACAGUAUGAUGUGGAGCUGUUCCAGCGAAUCGAAACUCUGAUUGGCAAGAAGCUGCCUGCCUUCCCCACGCAGGAGGAGGAAGUGAUGAUGCUGGUGGAGAGAGUGAGCGAGGCACAGCGAUUCGCCAGAAUUGAAAUGAAGGAACAAGGAGAAAAGAGGAAGAGGCCCAGAGGAGAAGAGGGGGAUGACACAGAGCAGUCCAGCGGUGUGAGGAAGAAAGUAAGAGGCGGCGCUGGUGGUGGCGGAGGGGGGGGGAGAGGGGGAGGAGGAGGGAAAAACCGUGGCGGAGCAGCAUGGAGAGGCGGACGUUAAAGGUGCCAGUAGAAUAACACAAUACUGUACAUAUUGUCAGAUAGUAUGACAUUUUCUCCUUGAUAUAAAACAUCUAUGAUUAUUAACAGAUGCCUCUUUCUUUACAACCACCACAUCACGAGACAGGCCAUUUAAUUACCAAUGACUUGUUCAAUUUACUAAUCAAUCUUUCCAUUUGUAAUAAAAUGUUUAUGUAAAAUCAAGACCAUUUUCAGUGAGUUGUGUUCACAUUCACAAUUUGAUAAUAAAGCUUGUUCAACAUGAA